GCUUUUUCUUCCAACCGUCAUCUGUUGUCUAAUUGAAGACUUUCAGGGCGUCUCUUGUCCUUUUAGACUUAUCAGCGCUAUCUGAUCCGUUAUCCACAAUGCGAGGCGAGGUUUGCCAUAUCCAUAUCGGCCAGGCUGGUACUCAGCUGGGUAACAGCGCUUGGGAGCUGUAUCUUCUUGAGCAUGGCCUCGGCGCUGAUGGACGUCUGGAUCCCGAGAAGGGUGAGGAUAUCAACGCGGGUGGUUCUUUCGAGACGUUCUUCACCGAGACUGGUAGCGGCAAAUACGUUCCCCGAUCUAUCUUCGUUGACCUUGAUCCAUCGCCAAUUGAUGAGAUCCGCACCGGACCCUACCGUCAGCUCUUCCACCCCGAGCAGCUAAUCAGCGGAAAGGAGGAUGCCGCCAACAACUACGCCCGUGGUCACUAUACUGUUGGAAAGGAGCUCGUUGACACUGUUGUCGACCGUGUCCGCCGGCUUUCCGACAACUGCAGCUCCCUUCAGGGAUUUUUGGUCUUCCACUCUUUCGGCGGAGGUACUGGCUCUGGUUUCGGCGCUCUUCUCCUCGAACGUCUGUCCACAGAAUACGGCAAGAAGUCCAAGCUGGAGUUCGCAGUGUAUCCUUCUCCCCGUGUUUCCACCGCUGUCGUUGAGCCUUACAACGCUGUUCUGUCCACACACAGCACAAUUGAGAACUCCGACUGCACGUUCCUCGUUGAUAACGAGGCUGUUUAUGAUAUCUGCCGCCGGAACUUGGAUAUUCCUCGCCCCAGCUUUGAGCACCUUAACCGUCUGAUUGCCCAAGUUGUCAGCUCUAUCACCUCCAGUCUUAGGUUUGAUGGUGCUCUCAAUGUGGAUCUGAAUGAAUUCCAGACCAACCUUGUGCCGUUCCCACGUAUUCACUACCCCUUGAUCUCGUACGCGCCCGUUAUUUCAAGCAACCGCAGCUCUCACGAGAGCUUCAAGGUCCAGGAUCUCACUCUCCAGUGUGCCGAGCCUAACAACCAGAUGGUCGUUUGUGAUCCCCGUAACGGCAAGUACAUGGCCGUAGCCCUCCUGUAUCGUGGAGACUGCGUGCCCCGUGACUGCACCCAAGCCAUCGCGUCGCUCAAGGCCAAGGCUUCCUUCAACCUAGUUGAAUGGUGUCCUACUGGUUUCAAGGUGGGAAUUAACUACCAGAAACCCGCGCGUGUCCCCGGAAGCGAACUCGCCCCUGUCGACCGCUCAGUCAGCAUGCUUUCCAACACAACCGCCAUUUCCGAGGCAUGGAGUCGUCUCGACCACAAGUUCGACCUUAUGUACUCCAAGCGGGCGUUCGUGCAUUGGUACGUGGGUGAGGGUAUGGAAGAAGGUGAAUUCUCCGAAGCCCGUGAAGACUUGGCUGCCCUUGAGAAGGAUUACGAGGAGGUUGCUGGGGACAGCCUUGAUAUGGAGGGCGAAGAAGCCGAGUACUAAUCAAGGGACGCUCCUUGCAAAGACCAUGGCUGGUUUAAUUCUUGGUAUGCCCGACGUCUCUUGCCAAAGUCCAAUGUGUAUUCUGUUAAUCUGUUUGCGACACCCCCUUUCUUUCGUGUAGCGUUCGUUGAUUUGUUUGCCCCUUUUUAAAUUCUUCCAAUGGCCUUACCGCUUAAUU
Molecule: messenger RNA, 1632 nt
Organism: Aspergillus nidulans FGSC A4
Lineage: Eukaryota; Fungi; Ascomycota; Eurotiomycetes; Eurotiales; Aspergillaceae
Product: alpha-tubulin
Exons: 7
Coding region: 99-1454 (451 amino acids)
Biological process (GO): microtubule-based process
Cellular component (GO): microtubule; cytoskeleton
Molecular function (GO): structural constituent of cytoskeleton; GTP binding
Source: RefSeq, a predicted model, not a curated record